Molecule: messenger RNA, 7422 nt
Organism: Rhagoletis pomonella (apple maggot)
Lineage: Eukaryota; Metazoa; Arthropoda; Insecta; Diptera; Tephritidae
Gene: robo1
Product: roundabout homolog 2
Exons: 23
Coding region: 1021-5742 (1573 amino acids)
Biological process (GO): axon guidance; cell-cell adhesion
Cellular component (GO): plasma membrane; axon
Molecular function (GO): protein binding
Source: RefSeq, a predicted model, not a curated record
CCGGCGCGGUUGUUGUGUACGGACAAAAUACGGUGCGUUUAUUAGCGAACGAAUUGAACGCGGCACUCCAAAAUUUAUAGCAAAAAAAAACCAAGUGAAUUGAUGCUAAGUAUUAGAAUUAAAAAUUUGAAUAUUGUGUACUGAAAAGUGUAUCACUGAUUAAAUGAGAAUUUUGUGUGCGAAAAAUCCCCAAUCAUACUAAAGUUGCAAAAUUCUUGUAAGAGUAAAAACAAAAACCAAAAAUAUUCAUAAAAUUUGAGUCUAUUGAAAUUACCUACUCAUCUACAAAGUUCGAAACACAGAGCAGCAGCAGCUCUUUUUUUGUGCUCCAUGCAACACAGCGCGCAAAUCCCAGUGUUGUUUUUCACCAGCUGCCUCAUGAAUUUUGAAAAAUUUCCGCGUAGGAGCAACGACGAGUCCAGCGACGCUGUGUAGCUCGGAUUGUUUUUAGGAGCCGCAACACGUCUGGCAACAUUGAGUGAGCGAGUGUUGCACGGUAGUGAAAUACAUAUAAACGUAUAGCUAGGCGCCACCAUUAAACCCCCUCACCACUCACCGCUCAGUGCUUACCUUGGCGCUCAAUGCUUAAAGCAUCACGACUCUGUUGCCAGCGCUGAAAGCACGCAAAAUAAUCGUGCUCGAAGAGAAAAUACAUAACAAAUAUGUACAAAUAAAAAUUAAAAUACGAUUGUGUUUGGAAUAAAAGUGAAAUAUAUAAACGAAAAGAAAGUAACGAAGCGGAAUAAAAGUGUAUGUAAACGUUGCAUUUGCCGCUCGCGUUUUGUCGUCUCGUGCAACCCUGCCGAAAGCCGGUCCUCCGCCAAAAUGCAAGUUCAAGUUCAGCGUUCUUGAGCUACUUAAGCUAGCUAUACGUACACACAUAGCUUGCUUGCUUGCUUGCUUGCCUGCUUACUUGCAACGUGCCACAUCUUACGCUUCGUUCGUCGGUCGGUCGGUCGCGCGGUCGUUCGGUCGAACGAUUGGCCGUUGUUGCUGGUUUUUUGUUGUGGUCGCGACAGCAUGAAAUCGAAAUCGAAAUUGAAAUUGAAAAUGGCAAACACAAAACAAGGGAACAGAAGCGGCAAUAGCACCAGCAUCUGCGCUAGUUGCAGCCAUAAAAAUGCACACAAUGCCAUUGUUGUUGCCGGUCAAAAGUGCCGUCGUGUUGUAAACAUGUCACGCACGUCAUCGCUGCCACACAGUGUUGCGCGGCAACAGCUCCGGAAUUGUUGUGCCGGCUUCAAAGCCCUCCGAGGAUUACUACGUCGCAUCGCAGUUUUGUUGGUUUUGUUGCUGUCAGUUGGCGUUUGUGUUGAAGCUCAAUAUCAAUCACCGCGUAUAAUCGAGCAUCCAACAGAUUUGGUUGUGAAAAAGAAUGAACCUGCCACACUGAAUUGCAAAGUCGAAGGUAAACCGGAGCCGACAAUUGAAUGGUUUAAGGAUGGCGAACCUGUAAACACAAACGAAAAGAAAUCACAUCGCGUUUUAUUCAAGGAUGGCGCGCUCUUCUUCUAUCGCACUAUGAUGAGCAAAAAGGAACAAGACAGCGGCGUCUAUUGGUGUGUGGCCAAGAAUCAUGUGGGCAAGGCUGUGAGUCGUAAGGCCACUUUACAAAUUGCUGUUCUUCGCGAUGACUUCCGCUCUCAACCCAAGGACACGCGUGUGGCCAAAGGCGAAACAGCUUUGCUUGAGUGUGGACCACCAAAAGGUACACCCGAACCGGCGCUAAUAUGGGUUAAGGACGGUGUGCCGUUGGAUGAUUUGAAGAUGAAAUCUUAUGGACCCACAUCACGUAUACGCGUCGUCGAUGGUGGCAAUUUAUUGAUAAGCAAUGUGGAGCCCAUCGAUGAGGGCAACUACAAAUGUAUUGCACAGAAUUUGGUUGGCACACGCGAGUCCAGUUAUGCUAAAUUAAUUGUACAAGUCAAGCCGUACUUCAUGAAGGAGCCACAGGAUCUAACCGCACUCUCCGGUCAGACGGUGCAAUUUCAUUGCCUUGUCGGCGGCGAUCCACCACCGAAAAUUCUGUGGAAAAAGGAGGAAGGCAAUAUACCCGUAGCCCGUGCGCGUAUACAACACGAUGACAAAAGUUUAGAAAUCACCAACAUCUCGCCCGCCGAUGAGGGCACCUACGUUUGUGAGGCGCACAAUAGCGUUGGACAGAUAAGCGCUCGCGCUUCGCUAACAGUUCAUGCGCCACCCACGUUUGUGGUAAAGCCACAGGACAAAAAGGUCGGACUCAAUGGCGUUGCUCAGUUUCCGUGCGUUGCCGAUGGCAAUCCACCGCCUUCGGUAUUUUGGACAAAAGAAGGCUCCUCUACAUUGAUGUUUCCCAACAAUUCCUACGGUCACAUGCAUGUCUCUGUGGAAGGCACACUACAGUUGAGUGGCGUACAAAAGGAUGAUGCUGGUUACUAUGUAUGCUCUGCCUUUAGCGUGGUGGAUUCAACGACAAUACGAGCAUUCUUGCAGGUUACCUCUGUGGAUGACACUCCACCGCCGAUCAUACAAAUUGGACCCUCAAAUCAAACCUUACCCAAAGGCAGUGUUGCCAUGCUACCAUGUCGCGCUUCAGGCAAUCCGACACCACGUGUCAAGUGGUAUAAGGAUGGGACAAUGCUGCAGAGUGGCAAUCGUUAUACCAUUGUGCAGGGUGGCUCAUUGCGCAUCGAUGAUUUGCAACAAAGCGACUCGGGUCUGUUUACUUGCACAGCAUCCUCGGAGAGUGGAGAGACAUCUUGGUCAGCCACAUUGACGGUGGAAAAGGGCAGCUCAUCACUGCUGCAUCGUUCGGUGGAUCCAAGUGCUUAUCCGGCACCGCCCGGCACACCGAAGGUGGUGAACGUCACACAGCACAGCAUUGGUUUGCGUUGGUCGCGCAGCCAAGAGAAGCCGGGAGCGACCAGUCCAAUUAUCGGCUACACUGUGGAGUAUUUCAGUUCGGAUCUGCAAACAGGUUGGGUGAUUGCUGCGCAUCGUGUGCCCGAUCAGCAAAUAACGAUCUCCGGCUUAAAACCAGCCACUUCAUAUGUUUUUCUCGUAAGAGCUGAGAACUCUCAUGGGCUCUCUGUGCCAUCUGGACUUUCGAAUGUAAUCAAGACGCUCGGCACAGAAUCGGGCACAGUGCCACCUAGUGAGAUAUCUGCAGCGCGAUCGGUGCUCAGUGGAAAGGUUGUCGAAUUAAUUGAUGCCGCAGCAAUUAAUUCCACUGCUGUACGCUUGGAUUGGGUAAUGCAUGUGAGUGUGACGGAGAAGUAUGUUGAGGGUCUUUAUGUGCGUUACCGUGACAUAAGCGCCAACUCGCAACAAUAUAAUAUUUUAACUGUGCUGAAUCCAUCGAUUGAAUCACAUGUGGUUGGCAAUCUGAAGGAGUAUACGAAAUACGAGUUCUUCCUUGCGCCAUUCUAUCAAACAUUGGAGGGCCAGCCAAGCAAUUCGAAGAUUGUACAGACUUACGAAGAUGUGCCCUCAGCGCCACCGGACAACAUCCAGAUUGGCAUGUAUAACCUGACAGCGGGUUGGGUGCGUUGGUCACCGCCGCCGCCGCAGCAUCAUAACGGCAACUUGUUGGGCUAUAAAAUAGAGGUCACCGCUGGUAAUACGUUCAAGGUGUUAGCCAAUAUGACGCUGAACGCUACAACUACUUCAGUGUUGCUCAACAACCUCACCACAGGCGCAACCUACAAUGUGCGUUUGAAUUCAUACACCAAAGCGGGCGAAGGGCCCUACGCGGAGCCAGUCUCCUUGUUCAUGGAUCCCACACACUUAGUGCAUCCACCACGCGCUCAUCCCAGCGGCUCACAUAGUGGCAUCGCCGGUAGUCAUGGCCAUCCUGGUAGCCCGGGUGCCGAUGGCAGUCACUAUGCUUAUCAUCCAGCUGGCAUGCCGGACGAUGCGGCCACCACAACAACACAUCAUAAAUCAUCGAAUGUAGUGCAUCAGACUUGGUUUAUGGUAUUGGUAAUAGUCUUUCUGCUAGCCAUAUUCUUCGUCACCGUCGGUGUGAUGGUAUUCUUUAAGCGGCGUCACAAGCUUACCAAGGAGCUUGGUCAUUUGAGUGUAGUCAGUGCCAACGAAAUCACUGCGCUUAAUAUUAAUGGCAAGGAUAGCCUGUGGAUUGACCGUGGCUGGCGUACCACCGACACCGACAAAGAUUCCGGCUUGAGUGAGACGAAACUGCUGUCGAAUGCGAACAGUCAAUCCAACUACACUUCAGAUGGCGGCACCGACUAUGCGGAAGUGGAUACGCGCAACAUGAGCACCUUCUACAACUGUCGAAAGAGCCCCGAGAAUCCAACGCCAUACGCCACAACAAUGAUUGUUGGCGCUUCUUCGACGGAGACCACCUGCAUGAAAACAUCCUCAUCAAGCACCGAUCAGGAUUCGGGCACCCACUCGCCGAACUCAGAUGGCAAUACGCCACAAUGUGUUGCUGGCGGUGUAGGCGUUGGCGUUACUGCGGCUGGUAUGCCACCAGUAAACAGUGGCAAGCACAACUAUCAUCCUUAUCCAGCAGAGCAAUUUAAUUGGUCAGAAUUCUUGCCACCACCACCGGAGCAUCCACCACCGCUACCCAGCGGUUGCAGCGGCGGCGGCGGAGGCAACGGCGCAGUAGGCGUCAUAUAUGCGCCUGGCUCACCACAGUCUUCGCGUAAAAGCUCCAAGAGCGGUGGUUCAGGUGUGUCCACACAUCAAAGCGCUUUGAAUUCAUCCAUACACAGCAGCUCCUCGGGCGGUUUCUCGACGUGGGGUGUGGCACCACAGUGCGUUGCCUCGCGGCCAACAGAGAAUUACUACAACAACCCUUUGCCCUGCGUGGGCGGCGCACAGAAUCGCUACCAAAUUACACCGACCGGCCAACAUCCUCCACCACUACCGCCAUACUUUCCCCCCGGCGCCGCAGGCACCGCACAAUUACCGCCACGCAACAUACAUAUCCACUACCCGGCGCCCAGACACGCAAUGAGCGAGUAUCAGCCGUCGGGCACGCACAAUUCCCGCUGUUCCAAUGGCCGAGCCUGCAAUAGCUGUGAUGCGCUCGCUUCGCCACUCCAGCCACUGCCACCACCCGGUGACGGUUGGUACCAACCCCUGCAGGCGCAUCUGCCACCCAAUGCCGGUGGCGCCAACCCAAUCUAUCAAUGUUCCUCCGAGUGUUCUGACCAUUCGCGGCACUCACAUUCGCACACGCAUACGCACAACCAUCCGCACGCACACCAACAGCACCAUCAACAUAUGCACGCGCAUCAGCAUCACACGCAUGCAGCAGCAGCGGCGGCAGCGGCCGCGCACGCGGGCAACGGCAAUGACACCAUGCGCUCAGAAAGCAGCCAAGACGGCGGCAAAGGCAACUACCGCUGUCAAAAGCAAACCGGUGCCGGUGGCGGGGGUAGCGGCAAUAGUAAUGGUGGUUAUGCGGAUAUCAACGAGUGCGCAGAGCGUGAACACAUGCUGAAAGGCAACGGCGGCGGUGGCGGCGGCGGCGGCGGCGGCGGCAAUGGCAACACAAGCACGCUAGGCGGCAGCUCGUCCUGCGGCUAUGAGGUGCUUGGCGAUCAUCGCAAUUGCAGCGACUGCUGCAACAGCUCACGCGAAGGCGACACCUGUUCGUGCAGCGAAGGCUCCUGUCUGUAUGCGGAGGCGGGCGAACCCGGCAUGCUGCCAAGCAGUGCGCAUCUAGGCGUUGGCGGUGGUAGUGGCGUCGUAGCUGCAGGCAAGCUGGUGACGCAGCAAGGCAAUUGAUAUGCGGCCGGCGUAAGUGAUGUGGUCAUGUACUUUUAGUGGUUGCCGACGGUGCAGCUGCCAAUGUACGAUACAAUGUAUGCCACAGGCGAAGGUGGCCGCGUCGGCGACAAUUGUGGUAGCGGCAGCAGCAGCAUCGGUGCGGCGCUAAUUUGUGAGUAGUCUAUGUACAUAAGCUAAACUAGUUAAGCUCUAUGCUUAUUUGAUUAAAGUAACUAGUGAAGUAUGUUGGUAUGUUUAUUUAAGCUAAGUACGCGUUUUUAUCAAGGCGCAAACACGAAUGUACAUACGCAUGCAAGGAUAUGGUUGUGUAGACAUAUGUACAUAUGUAUUUGUAAGGGCGGCGCAUGUCCGCAAACAUAGCGAGAAAAAUGUGGAAAACUAAAAUGAAAAAAAAAACACACAAAUCGAACAAAGACCUCGAAGCAGUACUGGCUACUGACCGACCGACAAAUUUGCAUUUUUCUGCUUUCUGGUGGCAUUAAUUUUCCUUAGCAUAUACACAGGCGCAUCACGCAAUGGCAACUUGAUUAAAGUUAUUUCGUCAUUUACUUGUGGCUGUUUAGUUUUAUUCGAAAGUUUCUAACAUAAAUGUGUAUGUACCACAAUUUCGAAUAUCUUUCUUUGUAUUCCUUAUGAGGGCAGACAUUUCGCGUAGACUGAACUAACCACCUUACAUCACUAAGCAUGGCGAUCCACUUAAACUUCGAUUUAUUAAGUCUUCCUGUGAUUUUAAGUAACUUCUUCGCGUCACUGGCGUAGCAGCACACGAGUGGAAAAGGACUCUCUUGCUUGCUUAACCAGAGCUUUUUUAGCAUACCACGCGUCAGUUUAAAAAAUGGCUACGCUUCAGCAGCGACUCCUUGCCACAAUUCAACUUAAGUGGAUAACAAUUUUCGUUUUUCAUUGAAAUGCAAAUAGGUGUUACACACUCACUCAAACAAAAGCAUACAAUGUGUACAAAGAUACAAAUAUAUCUGUAAGUAAUUGCAUUUAACCAUUUCGACUUAGUCGAUACUACUCAGACUAACGUAUAAAUGGUACCAGUGUACCGUUGUUCAUUCUUCAAGUCACCCUAAACCAGUAUUCCUUAAAAAAAAAAGCUCACAUACACACAUACAUAUGUAAUGUUACGUGCAUUCACAGAGGCUCUGCAAGGACUUCAGCAUGUCUUAGGUCCUUUCAAGUAGAUAUGCAAAGCGAAAUUUCGUCAUUGGUUUAACACGCGAUUUGCAACAUGUAUACUAUAAAUGACGUUCCCUACUUCUGAAUUGCCUAUUUUGUUGAAGAAUCGCGUUUCUACAUUCAUUAGUUAUUCCGCUUUGAAUGGCAACAAGCGGUUUUGCUGCAAGCUAUCACAAUGCUGGCAUAAAUCUAUGGCAAUGGUCGCAUAAAAGCGAAGUUUAUGUGGCAAUAAAUUACUUAAUCGGUUGAUAAAUGGUGGUUUGCCUACGAUUGAAGGGCGAUGGAGGAACUAAUGAUAGCUUAAAUGCAGAUUUAAUAGUAGGCGAAACUUUUCUGAGUACUUAUUUUGGCAGCUGAAAACCACUACUUCUUGAAUUUUAAGGUUUAAAUGUUAUAAUUUAAGUAUUUAUGAGUGUGACUGGGAAAAAUACUCCGUAUUUUAUUUUAAAAAUUCAAAUAACAUGUUAUUGUAGAAUUUGUUCAUAUUUACAUAUA